This is a messenger RNA of Moneuplotes crassus, 329 nucleotides long. The record is from the annotation of a GenBank genome assembly. NCBI's taxonomy places the organism in Eukaryota, Ciliophora, Spirotrichea, Euplotida, Euplotidae.
GAUAGCAAAAAUGUUGAAAUGCUGCCAGAGCCAAAUUCUCUGCAUCAUGGCCAUACUGAUCAUCCUCACCUUCCAAAAAUUUUCAGUAAUAAGAAACGUGUGAAAAUUUACGAAACCUCAAAAUCUGUGAUCGAAAUUCCUCAAAGGAAGCGACUAAGAGAGUCAAAAUUCUUUAUAAGAUUACAACGCGAAAACGCCGCCAUUCAAAAACUGCAAAAAGUUGCUAAAGAGGAGGUGCUAAAGUACCAGCAGCAGGCUGCCUCACUAGACUACGCCCUCUAAUCCCUCACCUUAUUGCCAUGAUUCCGGUAAUCCAUCAUCAUUGGAAU